UAGUGCUGGCAGCAUCCAUCCACAGUGCACACACUGUGCUGUCUCUGUUCCAGAGAGACUAUAUCAGCUCUGCACAGGGAGAAGAGGAUUAAUACAACAUCAGCUCAUCUGCAUAUUCCCAGGGAACACAUAAGCACCCAAGGCUUCUUCUCUUCUCUAUCCAACUCCAACCAUCACAGGACUUGACACUCUCAUCGUUGGAGCAUCGUUCAUCCAAUUCUCUCUGCUGUGAGAGGAUUUAAAGGAGGACACAUCUUUCAGAAUUUUUUUUUUGUGUGUGUUUCUUCACUAAGUUUAAGCUUGUCAAAUUGGAGCAAUGCAAUUCAUAUUACAUAGUUUAGACUAGUUCUAAGCAUCCCGUUUUUAAGCAUCCCGUUUUUAUUUUUUCUCCAGAGGACCUCUAACUUUUUAGACUGCUCUAUAGGGUUUGCUGCUUGUUCAUCUGAUUUGGUCAACCUGAGUGUCAGAAUGCCAUCUAGGGAGUCUUACGAGGUCCGGAAGGGAGAGAAGUCCCUGGUGCACAAGGCCAAGCAGGAGGCCAACCAGCAGGACAUACUGGCUGCUGCUCUGGGGAUGAGGAUCUCAGGACCCCAGAAACCUCCAGCCACUAUCUGGCAGCCUCUCAAACUGUUUGCCUAUUCACAGCUCACCUCGCUGGUCCGCAAAGCCACACUGAAGGAUAACAGCCUGCCGCCCAAGUACGUGAAAGUCCACAACUUCAAGGUCCACACGUUCCGGGGACCUCACUGGUGUGAAUAUUGUGCCAACUUCAUGUGGGGGCUGACGGCUCAGGGAGUCAAAUGUGCAGAUUGUGGCCUGAACGUGCACAAGCAGUGCUCCACUAUGGUACCCUGCAACUGCGUGCCGGACUUGAAACAUGUCAAGAAAGUGUACAGCUGUGAGCUAACAACCCUGGUGAAAGCUCACAACACCAAGCGACCCAUGGUGGUGGACAUGUGCAUACAGGAAAUAGAAUCAAGAGGGCUGAAGACUGAAGGGCUCUACAGAAUAUCUGGAUUCAGCGAUUCAGUCGAAGAUGUCAAGUCGACAUUUGACAGAGAUGGUGAGAAGACGGACAUCUCUGCCAAUGCCUAUGAAGAUAUCAAUGUCAUCACGGGUGCACUUAAACUGUACCUCAGGGAUUUACCCAUUCCUGUCAUCUCAUACGACGCCUACCCCAGGUUCAUUGAGGCUGCAAAGCUGGAAGACCCAGAGAAGCGGCUAGAGGCCUUCCGUGAGGCUCUGGAACUGUUGCCUGUAGCACACAGUGAAACCCUGAGGUACCUCAUGGCCCAUUUAAAGAGGGUAACGUUGAAUGAAAAGGACAACCUGAUGAAUGCGGAGAACCUGGGCAUUAUUUUCGGGCCCACUCUCCUGCGUGCCCCCAACCUGGACGCCAUGACGGCACUCAACGACAUCCGCUACCAACGGCAGGUGGUGGAGUUCCUCAUCCAAAAUGAAGACAUCCUCUUAUGAAAACAGACACAUCCAUUCUGCUAAGAUACGGAAGGAAAGAGCCAGAUUUUUUGUAAAACAGCUUGAUGCUGUCUAAACACCUUUUUGUGCAAAGACUUGAAGGAACCUUUGUAUUGCAUUUGUAUUACAUAUGAAGGAAUCUUUGUAAUUACAUUUGAGAUACAUCCGUUUCCACUCCCAGUUGAGCAGUGCUGAACCUUACUUUUUCUUCCCCUGUAAUGGGUGUGGAUGAUGAUGUACCUUAAACUUGCAUGUCUGUCUCCCCAUUUUUGUCGGGGCUUGUG
Messenger RNA from Coregonus clupeaformis (lake whitefish), 1760 nucleotides. Its product is annotated as N-chimaerin. The transcript is spliced from 7 exons. The record is from RefSeq and is a predicted model, not a curated record. The coding region runs from base 469 to 1476 and encodes 335 amino acids. Gene Ontology annotation, biological process: signal transduction; positive regulation of GTPase activity. NCBI's taxonomy places the organism in Eukaryota, Metazoa, Chordata, Actinopteri, Salmoniformes, Salmonidae. Gene Ontology annotation, molecular function: GTPase activator activity.